Messenger RNA from Danaus chrysippus (African queen), 6240 nucleotides. Lineage: Eukaryota; Metazoa; Arthropoda; Insecta; Lepidoptera; Nymphalidae. The record is from the annotation of a GenBank genome assembly.
AUGGACGACACGGGAGCUUCGGUAGAUGUUAGUAGGGCUGCAGCGACAAGAAAACGUCGUUCCUCAAUCCUCAAGAGCCAGAGACCUCCUCGCACACCUUUCUCCGAGUUGGAAUUCAAAGUUGCCACUCCGACUGACACAGCAAAGAGCAGGCGUGUCAGUUUCAGCAGAAGAACUGGUGUCGCUGAAUUCGUCAAAAACGAAGCAACUACUACUUGGAAGAAUUUCUACGAGGAGCACAACAAAUCUUUAGAGUCAUCUGGUAACGAAUCAUCGGCUAAUCCUCGCCAGGUCAUAGAACAUAUCGGGAAACGGAUAUUCGACCAGCAAUUCGAGGAAAUCGAGGUGGUGGAUAUAGGAGGCACUCUCCAAACACAUGCCAACCAUCAAAGCUCAACCAAUAAUGCCAGUAUACAAGAAUUUAACACAAACGAUAAACUAACAGAACCGAUGCAACACUUCGAAUUGAGCUCAAUGACCGAUCACCAAAGCAGGAUAUUCGGUGACGAGCUCAGCAUGCCAGUUAUGACAGAAAUGACGAAUCCGAUUAACAUAAACUUCUCGAAUCUAAAUACUAUAGGAGAUAAGUGUGAUGAUUUGGAGGAGAUCGAAAGAGAUCUUGAGCGACCGCUUCAGAAGAAUGUGAUUUGUCCAGGCCCAUUCACAGGGAGGGAUGUGUCGGAAUAUAUUGAGGUCGAUCUGAACAUGACCCACGUCGUUAACAAGUCUGAUGAUUGUGAUAUGUCCAUAACGGAACCAAUACAGAGCCCUAAUGUACAAACAUUGCCCAAAACUAACUCCUUCAAGGAAAAUCCAGACGAUUGGAUAGUAGAUAAAGAGAAUAUAGUUGUCAAUCCGUACAUAACACCGAAGGAGUCCAAAAAUUUCGCGUUAAACGACGCAGAUGAUAAAAUUUUAGUGUUUGAUGGCAAGAAAUUGACUGUCCAGUCUGAUAAAGAACUGAUAAGAGAUGCAGAUGAAAAGGACAAAUACCGCUGCCUGCUACCAAACAGUUCGGCCACCACGCCUCAAAGGAAGACAAUAUUCUUAAACGUGAACGACGAUUUACCCAACUUUGUUCCCACUUCUGUUAAUCAAAAUAAUAGUCAGACAAUGAAAUCUGACGAUAAACCUAAAAGAAAAACCAUCGUGUUUGAUGAUGAUGCAGAUAUUUCUAUAACUCAGGCGCUCCCAGCAAAAGUUAUUAUAGAUAAAACAGAGAACAACGCUACUUCCUAUGAUAAUAACUUAUCAAUUACUCAAGCGGUUGUCAGUAACUUAGAUUCAAAAAGAAAGACUAUAGUUUUCGACGAAGGCGCAGAUAUCUCCAUAACUCAGGCAAUUCCUUCAAAUGUUUUUAUCAAAGAAAAAACUAAAGAAACUUUAUAUGAUAAUGAUGAUAACUUAUCAAUUACUCAAGCGGUUGUAAGUAACUUAGAAAAUCCUAAAAGGAAGACAAUAGUGUUCGAAGAAGGUGCAGAUAUAUCUCUCACUCAAGCAAUUCCGUCUAAAGUUAUAAUUGAUAAACAAAAGAGUAACACUACACUAUAUGAUAAUGAUAAUAACUUAUCAUUUACUCAAGCGGUUAUAAGUAACUUUGAUAAACCAAAAAGAAAAACCAUAGUAUUUGAUGAAGGCGCAGAUAUUUCUAUAACUCAAGCAAUUCCUUCCAAUGUUUUUAUCAAAGAAAAAACUAACGAAACUUUAUAUGAUAAUAACUUAUCAAUUACUCAAGCGGCUAUCAGUAACUUUGAUAAACCAAAAAGAAAGACCAUAGUGUUCGAUGAAGGUGCAGAUAUAUCUAUAACUCAAGCAAUUCCGUCUAAAGUACUAAUUGAUCAACCAAAAAAUAACCUUACGCUAUAUGAUAAUGAUAAUAACUUAUCAAUUACUCAAGCGGCUAUGAGUAACUUUGAUAAACCAAAAAGAAAAACCAUAGUAUUUGAUGAAGGAGCAGAUAUUUCUAUAACUCAAGCAAUACCCUCUAAAGUCCUUAUUGAUAACCAGACAGAUAGAGCUCCGAUUAAAGAUGAAACAUUAAAAAACACACAAGCAUUUAGCAAUGGUCAAAAACGAAAGACGAUAAUUUUCGACGACGACGCCGAUAUAUCUAUGACCCAAGCGAUUCCUUCAAGAGUUCUGAUUGAAAAAGAAAAUAUCAAUGCUACAAUAUUUAAUAAUGAUUCUAACUUAUCAAUAACUCAAGCCGUACCCGUUAAUAUUUUUAACGAUAAACGAAAUACCAUUGUACAAAAUGAUAAUCCAUUCCAAAUUGAAGAUUUUACGAUGAAAGAUACCAAAACCGGACAAGACAAAACAAUGAUUUAUGAAAACGAUCACGAUUUAUCAAUAACUCAAGCAAUUCCAGCCAAUAUAAUAAAAAGUCAUGAAAUUUAUAAUGAUAUGAUUUCAACAAACCAAAAUGCAAAUGAUAAAGUAGUUGAUGAAGUUUUAUCAAAUGAAAUUGAUAAACGAUGUACUGUAUUUAAUGAUAAUUUAUCAAUGACUAAGGCUAUUUCAAAUGUGUUCAUCGAUAAAGAAGUAGAUACAAACACAAAAAGAAAAACUAUUUAUGAUAAUGACAUGUCCAUGACAAUAGCGAUGCCAUCAAAUGUGAAGCAAUCAAUUAAACCUGAUAACGCUAUAAGUUCUAAUGAUAUUUCUGUACCGCGAUCUUCAAAGAAUUUUAUAGAUAAUGAAGAAAAAAGUAAUAUGUCUCUCGCGAAAAAUUACAUUGAUAAUGAUGAUGUAAAGAAAAGUGAUAAAUUAAUUCUGGGAAAUUCAUACGGUAACGCUAGUGUGGCCAUAACGAAGCCCAUACCUUCGAAAUUAUUAGAUCUACAACAAGAUAUAUUAAAGAACAAUAAAAGUUUUAGAAACGAAGAUAGUAAGUUAAUUGAUAAUAAUCACGACGUAUUAGUGUAUCAGGCGAAAGAAUCUAUAACUCUGGCGCAGUUAAAAAAUAUGAAUGAUGAUGAUGAUAAAAAUGUUGAAGAAAGUAAUUCAGUGGUAAAAAUCUCUGAAGCACCCACAGUAAAAGAUAAGAGUGAUAUCUUUGGAAUGUUUGCUCCGAUGAUAGAAGAUAAGACUGAUUGUGAAGUUGAUAAUGAAGUUGUGGAUAAAGUUGAAUCUAUUGAAGUCGAACCCCAAAAACCUCCAGCCAGCGAAUCAUUUGUUACCAAGACCAGCUCUGAAGAACAAAGAUGUGUCAAAAAAACUCUUCUCAACGAGCUUUUAGACAUGUCUUAUUCUUCUCUAAACGAUUCUCUCCCAGAACCUAAGAAUCCAUUCAAAGUUGAAAAUAACAUUGAAAUGCAAAUAAACGAAUCACAUGAAUCAAUAAUCAACAAGGAGAGUGAUGAUUUGGAAAAUAAUGAAUUAAUUGAAAAUCAAUCGUUGGGUGAAAAGAGAGAAUCGGUACGACAAAUUACAUCAAAACUGCCAGCGAUAGAAUACAGAGAAGAUUCGGAAAACGUUCAUCAUUUGCAGAACCAAAUUGAUAAUCUGAAGGUUACGCUUGAAGAGAAGAUGUCUAAUAGACAUUACGAGACCGUAUUGAGUUCAGAUCUACAGCAAAGUCUAGAUCAGUUGAACAAGACCGAAAAAGAACAGAAUGUAUCUAGGAAUCUGAAAAAGUCAUUCAAAAACGCAGACGAUACCAACGAGCUACUGGAAAUGCUCUCGAAUUUCACAGAAGGUGAUGAAGAAGAAGUUAAGCCGACCAUACAGAACAAACCUGAGCCAAAGAAAUUGAGUUUCGCACCAAACAGACGGUCAAUAGUUCUCAGUAGAGAGGAUUUACUUAAUAAUAUUUCCAUGGCAAACGCAGCGUUACAGCAAUCGAGAUUUGAAAUGGAUUUCAGUGAAAGCAUAGAAGAUACGCAAGAUUUAACCGAAGAAGCGAUCCAGGAGGAAAACAAUUCAAAAAGAAAGUCUGUUAGGAUGAGCAAUGAAGUUGUUAAAACACUUCAAUUUGACGAAGACGAUUCAAUAAGCGAAAGUAGCGUCGUAUCAGAAAUAAAAGCGUCGCCGCUUAAGAAAACAGCUUUCGGCGAAGUCUCCUACAUGCAUGAGAGUAAAGCGAAAGUCAUACCAUCAUAUUUAAAAGACGUUUCCGAUAAUUUGAAAGCGCUGAUGAUUGAUUUGGUGAAGCCAAUGGCUGAUGUUCUGCCGUUCGACACCAGCGGUCCUGAUAGAUUAGCAAAACCUCCGUCCACAUGCAGCACGCAGAUACAAGCUAAUCUUAUAACAUCUAGCCAGAUAGAUAUAGAUACAGAAUUACAUUCGAACACAGCAUCUUUACACAGCGCUAAACCUAGCGAGACUAUUAUAAGAGAGGUAGCUGCUGCUGGGAAACAGGCGAUAUCUCAAGCAUUAAAUAAUUCAAAUCAACCAGUUUCACAUAGCGUUUCCUUUGAUGCACGCAGACAUGAGAUAAGAAUACCCGAAACCAAACCAUCGCCACGUAAAACAGUCGGACCAGUUAUUGUAUUCGAUCAUACGAAUCCCUUAAACAACGUAGUCCUAGCACAGCCAGAUAAUGUUAAAGUACACAGAUACAACCCAUUACAGUCUGAGAAUAUGAACUCAGAAUUUAAUACUGCUACAGAUAGUACCAAUAAAAUGGAAACUCAUUACGAAGUGGAGCGUGUCUCUACGUGUUAUAAUGUUGAAACUAAUAACCAAUCUUCUUUACAAUCCGGUGAUGCAGGUACCGAUGUAUUGAAAAUGAACAGUAUUGUAUCGAAUAUGAGCAAACCAGUAUCAAUAGAUAAAUCCAUAGAAGGAUUUUCGUUACACGUCAAAAACACGGAAGUCAAUACGCUUAUAAGUAUGAAAGAAACCAAAGAAAUUUUAGAGGCUAACUCAUCACUUACAUUGGUUGAUGAUGGUUUUGGACGUAGUUCUUUCGAUCUCAAGUUAUCGUCAGAAGUUACACAACCCGUCCUAGAUCAGACAUCGCCAGUGAGAGUGAUUUACAAAAUGCAAGAAGACGAACUAUUGGAGAAAUUAGAAUCUGAUUUAACAUCCGUCGAGGAUUCCAUCGACGAAGAAUACAAACGAAAAAAACGCACCUACAGUCCAACUAAACGCGACAGAAACAAAAACACACCAAACGUAGACAUCACUCCCAAGCCUGCUAACAAAAUGCAGAAAAUUUCAAACAGCCCCAAGCAAAUAAAUCCAGAAAAAUCAAAACGAUCUCCAAAACCCAAAGACAGAAGUCCAGAGAAGAAAUCAAAUGUCAGUCCCAAAAAAGAAGUGGACCAACAGUUGUUAAAUGCCAAAAACAAUGAAGAAAUCCAAAAAACAGUAAUAGAAACUAUAAAUAGCUCAACCACGACUCUAGAAGAGGAUAUUUUGUUUAGCAACCAAGUCAGAGAUCUAAAUAGUUCGAACACAGCUUCAUUUAAAAGCAGCAAGUGUGGUAUAGCAAGUAGCGAUUCUCAUACGCUUUCAGCUGUUGGCAGUAAUAUCUCCAGAGUUAAUUGGCAAACGGAUUUAGUGAACGAUUUGAGUUCCAAAAACAUUAUGAAGGAGUGCAGUUCCGGUGACAACGUGGUCGCCAAAAUAAAUACUCUACCGUUUAUGGGUUCUCGUGACUGUGAAUGGGAAUCAUCCACUGGUGACGUAUGGAUGUUCCGUCUCCUUCGCACCCGUAUGAGGCUGAUCAUCCGUCUCGCUCACACACUCCAUAAUGCUACCCGCUCGCGCGUGAGAGCCGACACUCCUAUAGUGUCGAUCAAUGUGGAUUCCGUUUUGGAAGACGAGUCGGAUCCUCUCGCGUCGCUAGUAAUACGUUUCUCUCGAGACGCGAUGCGUGCCGUCUGUACGAGGUGCAUCUCAGCCAGGGACGUGCCUCAUCUGUUGAGAUGCUGCGCCGCCAUAGCCAGGGUCGCGCCUCGCUGGGCCCGCGCUAUGAGGGACGCGAGGGCCAGGCUCGCUUAUAAACUUGGACCGGGAGGAGAAUUGACGCUUAAGGUGGCGAACAUCCAGCUACGUUCGGUGUGGGAGGUGCGCAUGCGCAUCAAGUUAGUGGUUGAAGACGAUAUGGAGUCGUGGCCGUGCGCGAGCGACGUGCGCGUGUGUCCCGUACUGGCAGACACUGAUAAGAUACCGAAUGUGGAGAACAUCAUGCAGACGAUCAAGAGGGACUGGGGACACGCGCCCGCCGCUAUAUGGAAAAUCUUCAAGCAUCUUAAAAAUAAAACGAGAAACGAAGACCUACUGGGAGUUUGA